AGCCAGGCAGGGACUGAGGGCUGGCCCGGGUCCUCACCGGCGGGGACCCCCUGGAAACGUGGUGCCCUCUGCAGACCCUCCCUCCCUGCUCUCUGUCCCAACUAAAGAUUGCUGUAAAACUUUCUUGGAGAGCGUUUGUAUGACUGUUUCUAGGGCGUGCAAAGAACAGAACUUCCUAUUCUCCCGCAUAGUUUGGGAAUAAAUAAUUCUUUAGUUCUUUGAUUUUUAUUUUCUUUUUACCUUGAGUAAAACUGAUGUGCCCAUAGUUUUCAUAAAACCUCAGAUGAUAAGCUGUACUGACAAGUGUGUUUUAUCACCGUUAGGUUUUGGUUAGUACUGGAUUUUAGCACAGUUCAUUAGAAGAGCGGGUAUGAAGUUCUAUGGAUAGAUGCUCCACAGAUAUAGAGACAUAUUUAGAUAAACAAAUCGCCGAAAUCCCAGUGUUUCCUAAAGGGUCAUGAGGGUGCAGUGAGGUUUUUUUGUUUGUUUGUUUUGUUUUUCAUAAGCCAUUUUGAGUAUUACGUCCUGGAUACGUUUCCAGCAGAAAGGCACAGCCUGUCGUUUGUUUUCUUUACUUUUUCCCGGCAAUAUAUUUUUUACUCUUUGAGAAUUUCAUACCGUGUAUUUUGAACAUAAUCAUCCCCCCCAUCUGUUCUAUUCAUUGUAUUUGUUUGCUUUUAGAUUUAUGUGUCCCACGUGAGGUUCUGGAAGUUACAGAUAGUCGUGAGCCACCAUGUGGAUGCUGGGAGCCAAGCCCAGGGCAUCUUGCAAGAGCAGUUGGUGCUCAUAACAACUGAACCAUCUCAGCUUCCUUAUUUUUGUUUGUUUUUUAAGACAGGUUCUCUCUCAGAAGCCCUGGCUGUCCCGGAACUGGCUAUGUAGACCAGGCUGGCCUCAAACUCGCAGAGCUCUGCCGGCCUUGGCCUUGGCCUCUGCCUGAGUGUUACAUUUAAAGGUGUGUGCCAUGCCCAGCUUCUGGUCAAUUUAAAAGUCCGGAACCUCGAGCCUAAGCUAGCACUGUGCUGGUACAAUGCACCAGGUACACGGGCUUGUGUCUGCCCCACACUUGGUUCCCUAGUGGCGCCCACCAGGACUUGAUGAAGGCUCUGUUUUGUGCUUGCUAGGCCAAUACUGUACCAACUGAGCCACAUCCUUGGCGUUUUUGUUUUUAUUUUAGACAGGGUCUCAUUUGGUCCAGGGUGGCCUCGAACUUGCUAUUUAUGGCUGAGGGUGACCUCACGCUCCUGAUCCUCCUGCCUCCAUCUUCCAAAUACUGGGAUUAAAAGCAUGAGGCACCAUGCCUAGCCAUUGGCAAAACUUUCAAGAACAAACAACUUGAGGUUAUCUAGAGUAAAGCAGAGGGAGACGUACACGAGUGAGGUUCAGAAGCCUAGCAGUGGUUAAUACUUGCUAAAGCUCCUGUUCAACCUACAGAAGACAGAAUAUUGGAUGGCCGGAAGUACUUGGAUUCUCUGCUCCUCCCUAGGCUGGCAGUAACCGCUCUCCUGCGGAAAAUGAAGGUGUGACGCUCCAAGACAUCAUGAACUUUUCUGAUAUUUACCGCUCCAAUGAAGAGUAUUUCAGGAAACUCAAAGAGCUGAAGGCUGCCCAUGUAGAAACCAUGGCAAAAUUAGAGAAAAUGUACCAGGACAAGCUAAAUAUAAAAGACAUUCGGCCAGUGGUCAUCAGGGAAGAGUCCUCUAGUGUCUCCUCUAGUUCUGCAUCGGAACAGAACUGCGCUCACCCUGUCAUGUUAGUGACAUCGAUUUCAGAGCCUCAGAUAGGCCGGUCGCCCUCGCUGUCCACUACUUCUGACGAGGAUCUGCCCAGCCUGGAGAGAGAGACUCCCCGGGAGAGCAGGAUGGCAGCCUAUGCAAGGGAGCUCAUCAACAACAUGUGGGUUGGCUUUUCCGUAGAAGAUUACAUUCAGUGUGACUCUGACGUCCAGAGAGCUAAGAAAACAAGGAAGAAACCCAAAUCCUGGGUGCCCACGAUCACAGUGCCUGUGCCCUUUCAGAUGACAGUCAGAGAACAGAAGAGGCGAGAGGAGAUGCAGAAAGCAAGGUCAGGUCUGGAAAGUCGGCAGAAGCUGCCCAAGAGGGACGACGAUGAGGACGAGGCUGAGUGUAAGAAGAAAUUUCGAGCCAACCCGGUCCCCUCUUGUUUGCUCCUCCCCCUUUAUGAGGAUCUGGUCAGACAGACUGAAGAACGGAGGAGGAUAGCCAGGGAGAGGAGCAAAGCCGAGCUCCUGUCCUCCCAGAAGCCUUUCAAGUUCAUUGCCAGGGAGGAACAGAAGCAAGCCGUCCGCGAAAAGCAGCUGAGAGACCUUUUUAAGUCGAAAAGGAAAACGAAGCGGUUUAAAGCCAGACCUGUGCCUCACUCUAUUUACAGGGCAGCUGCAAAUGCCAAGUCAAAGGAGGAGGAGCUCGGUAGGAACGCCAGGACGCAGUCGAGGGACCGAGAACUACUGCCGAAUUCCCCCGGGCGCUGUAGGCCGGCUUGCAGACAUUUACGGGACCCCCAAAGUACCGAAAAGCCGAGGAGUAGACACAGGUGUAGGUGCCUGAGCCCUGAUGACGGAGACUUGCCAGAGAAGCACCCGAAGGCGCCCUUCUCAGAACACAGCUUUCAGAAACGCUCAACUCUUCGUAAACAGCGUGGUCUUCACGAAUCCCCGUGUGACUCUGCUAAAAGACAGAAAGUCUUGGCAGACGUCGGAUCUGAUGAAGAAAAUCGGAAAGAAACAUACUGGCUUUAUCUGCCUCCAAGGCGGAAGUCACCAGUCAGGGGUGCGUGUGCAAAGCCCAGGCCUUGUCAGCGCAACCCUCCGAUGUCCACCCAGUCUUCCCGAGGGCGGGAACAAGCCAUCAGGAAAUCACUUGAGGAAAAGAAAAUGUUGGAAGAAGAGAGAAAGCGGAUCCUAACUAAGCAGAAGCAAAGAAUGAAAGAAUUGCAGAAGCUCCUGGCAACCCGGGUUAAGGCUUAUGACUCACAUCAGGGCUUAGCCCAGAUGUCUAAAUCCAGAGUAAACCAUCUCAGAAAGAGUGAGAAGGCAAGGAUGAAGGAAUAUUGGCAAGAACUGGAAGAGCGAGACAAGAAGCUGCAGACGAGGCCGCUGCUGUUUGAACGAGUUGCCCAGAGGAAUGCAAGGACAGCAGCGGAAAAGCGCUAUGCUAACACCCUGAAAGCACUAGGACUGUCUGAGGAGUUUGUUUCAGAGAAAGGCCGUGGUGGAAAAGUGUCUAAGGACUUCACCAGGCAAGAGCUGAGAAGCCGCACGUCGGAUAAAGAAAGCUCUUAUGAAGAAGAGAGAGAGAAUGAGGAUGGAAACUAUUUAAGUGAUGCCAACAGCCAGGAUUCUUGCAAGGAAAACACCGAAGAUGUUAAAGAAAGCAGAGAAGAAAAUUCCGAAGACUGAACCCGAAUCACAAGGCUGCCUCUCCCUGAGCCUUUCUGUGUGCAGCCUCAGGACCUCAGCCCUGCCCUUGUGGUGAGCAUGUGCUGGGACAGCUCGCACACGUGUAGGACUGCUGAACCAGGACAUCACGUCUGGGACAGGCUGAGUCCACACAGUGGGUGACUGAUUGCUGGAUGACAGCUGUGCCCCCUGCAGUGUGGAGAUCACUCUGUACACUGCUUGUGGUUCUGUUUGUGUUUGCAGAUUAGAGAGCCACAGCAGUCACAGGUGGAUUGGUUCUGGAAAUGCACGUUCGCAUUUGGUAGGGGAAAGAGUUUGAUAUUGAGAGACCUAUUAGCUUUUGAAGAUCUAGUUUUAAAUUUACUAAGUAUUUUCAAUUUUCUCUGAACUGCUUUUUAAAUAAGUAAUAUACAGAAAAAGAUAGGUACUUAGAAAUUCACAGUAAUUUCUGCACUGAAAAUCUACUGCUAAAUUGUCCACACCAUGGCUACGUUUUCUUUCUUUCUUUCUCUCUUUCUUUCUUUCUUUCUUUCUUUCUUUCUUUCUUUCUUUCUUUCUCUUUCUUUCUUUUUUCUUUUUUUUUGUUGGAGAUUAAAUCCAGGGCUCACACUUCACAUGAAUUCUACCACUGAGCUACACCCCUAAUGCCCCCACUAUUUUUGAUAGGUAAAGUAUUAAGGUAAUUUAUGUUACUUUUAAAAAUCCUGUGUAUUAUUGCAUAUAGAGUAAUUAUGGCCUUUGUGUGUGGUAGUAUGUUUGUUUGUUUGGUUUUGGCUUUUUGAUACAGGGUUUCUCUGUGUAUCCCUGGCUGUCCUGGAACUUGUUCUGUAGACCAGACUAGUCUCAAACUCAGAGAUCCGCCAGCCUCUGCCUCCAGAGAGCUGGGAUUAAAGGCAGCACCCCCACUACUCAGCGUGUGCGGUAAUCUUAACUGAGAGACACACGUCCCUGUUCUAAAUAUGCUGAAAUUGUCAUCCUAAUUUGCCAAAGGAAAAUCCUAAAAGUAAUUCAGAUUUACUGUUUUUAUUGCUUACUUGUGCUUAACUAUGUACACACUGUUGCAAAUUUACUAUCACUGUUCAAGGUUAAAUUUGACCUUGAGUCAUUUUUCCCUCUUCAAGCACGUUUCUGUUUUGGAAAUUAAAACUCAUCUUUAAGAUGCUACAGGGUAGGACAUUGCGUGUCUAGCAAUUAGCUUUACAAAGGACGAAUAAUAGAGGUGGGCGAGGGCCUCUCCCAGGCACCUCCUUAUGCUUGGUAAGGUGUGUUCUCAGCUGGGGCGCACGUUCAGUUACUUGCCAGUAUUUUUAGAUCACAGCAUUUCAUGUUGCAUUAGCGGCUCACACAGGGUAGUGCAUGCGGUAGACAACUUAAUGCAGGUCUGGAUAAGUGGAUGAAUGGCUUCCAAUUAUAGCUACUUCAGAGUGAUUUAGAAAUAUUUCCAACUUACUGAGUGCUUGUAAAACAGCCCACUAACUGUCAUAUUUAGAAGGUUGCUUCUCCUCUCAAUUUCAUGGAGAGAGUGCAGUUUGAGGAUUUCAUGGAGAGAGUGAAGUUUGAGGAUUUCAUAGAGAGAGUGCAGUUUGAGGAUUUCAUAGAGAGAGUGUGGUUUGAGGAUUUCAUGGAGAGAGUGUGGUUUGAGGAUUUCAUGGAGAGAGUGUGGUUUGAGGACAUUAACUACUUCAGGACAGGUCUUCAGUUUUCUUACCUACUGAGAUGUGGAAAUCUGUAGCAGCCUGCUCCUAGUGCAGGGGAGGAAACCAGGGCAAAGCCCCACCCCAGUCUCUUCGUUGCUUUCCAUUGUUUGGCUUUGCUUGUUUGUUUGAGAGCUUGCUUCAUAGCCCAGAUUGGCCUCAAAUUUGCAGUCCUGUUUUACCCUCCAGAGUGCUGGGAUUACACCCCAUCCCCAAGACUUUAUAUUUCCUUCCUUCCUUCCUUCCUUCCUUCCUUCCUUCCUUCCUUCCUUCCUUCUUUCCUUCCUUCCUUCCUUCCUUCCUCCUCCUCUUUGUUCUCCUCCUCCUGCAGGGUGUAGCCUUGGCUGUUCCAAAUCUCAUUCUGUAGACAGGCUGGCCUCAAACUCAAAGAACUGCUUGUCUCUGACUCUGUGUACAUCUAUGUGCAGGUAUGUGAAUGUGAAUUCAGGUGCCUGUGGAACCAGAAGAGUGUGGCAGCUUCUGAGGCACUGGGGUUCCAAGUGUUUUAAACUGACUGAUGUUGGGUACUGGAAGCCAAGCUUGUGUCCUUUGCAGGAGCAGUACAUGCUCUUAGGCACUGAGCCAGCACUCCAUGUCCAACCAGCUUGAUACUGGUUGCAAAAUUAUCAUUAGGUCUCAGGAAUGAUCUCCAAAAAAGGUCAAGAAAAGAAUAUGGCUCAUGGCUUGGUUGGCAACUAUUUUCUUCCUUUUUUAUAAUUUUUUUAAAGAUUUAUUUUUAUUUUAUGUGUGGGUUUCUGCCUGCAUGUGUUUUGUCUGUAUACCAUGGACAAUAGAGUGCACUGGGAAUAGGGUGUCAAUUUCCUGGAACUAGAGUUGCCGUUGGUUGUGAACCUCCUGAGGGUGUUUGGAAUUGAACCUGGGUCCUCUGGAGCAGCUAGUGCUUCCAAAGACCUCUUACUGUGUUUUUAUGUUGCUGAGGCUGGCACUGUGCUCAGUGAAGACAGAAAGAAAACCCUCUAUUCUGAGCUUUCCUUGCAGCUCGGAGGGCUCAUUAUACCAUAUUAGCCAGGAAGAAGUGGGCUUAGGAACCUUCUGGAGGGUCUUAAUUCAAGAGAUGUAGCCGGAUCCUUGUCUCCACUGUCUGCGAGGCCGAACAUGCAGUGAGAGUCAUCAUUUACUGUUUGCGGACUGCUUACUUUUCCAAGAAGAAAGGUAACUGCGUUAACCUCUGAGGAUGGAACCACAAAAUAGGCUGUCAACGUGGAACACAGCACCAGAGCCUUGCUUCAGUAAUAUUUCUGUUCUCUUUGGACUAUUAAUAAAGAACAUGACCACCUCU
Messenger RNA from Alexandromys fortis (reed vole), 6412 nucleotides. RefSeq names its product FAM161 centrosomal protein A (gene Fam161a). NCBI's taxonomy places the organism in Eukaryota, Metazoa, Chordata, Mammalia, Rodentia, Cricetidae. The transcript is spliced from 7 exons. The record is from RefSeq and is a predicted model, not a curated record. Gene Ontology annotation, cellular component: photoreceptor connecting cilium; ciliary basal body; cilium. The coding region runs from base 1541 to 3418 and encodes 625 amino acids. Gene Ontology annotation, biological process: cilium organization.